Messenger RNA from Maylandia zebra (zebra mbuna), 3357 nucleotides. RefSeq names its product DIS3 like 3'-5' exoribonuclease 2 (gene dis3l2). Lineage: Eukaryota; Metazoa; Chordata; Actinopteri; Cichliformes; Cichlidae. Gene Ontology annotation, biological process: mRNA catabolic process; miRNA catabolic process. The record is from RefSeq and is a predicted model, not a curated record. Gene Ontology annotation, molecular function: RNA binding; 3'-5'-RNA exonuclease activity. Gene Ontology annotation, cellular component: P-body.
UUGAUAACGAGCGCGGACGUGAACGUAUCAAUUAGCCUUUUGCUUUGGGAGACGUUACAUUGAUUUCGUCGUGGUGAAAGAGGGACUGAUGGAUUCCCCUCGGAAGGCUAAGAAGGCUAACGUGAAUCGAGAGCCAAAGCACAGCCAGAAUCAGUCAAGCAGGCCUCCUCAGAAAGAUGCCUAUGCCAGGCUUCUUAGUCAGCACCGCAGCAGCAAGUUCAGUUUGUAUCUAGAACAAUAUGCAAAGGAUUCGUCCUCUCAGAGAGAAGACAACGGGCCAAGCCCACAGCUCAAAGCCCAAAGUGACAGGGUCAGCAUACCAGCACGACAAAGGGACCAAGUGUUUAAUGAUUUCUCUGACUCAAGUGACUUCUCCCCUUCCUCUGUGAAAAGUAAAGGAGGAGAGAGUUCAUUGUCUUUGUACAUGGAGAAGCUAAACACUCGCAAUGUUCAGCAAGACUGCGAGAGGAGGCAAGGUGUGUUUGAUGGGCAGCGGAGGGGGCAGAGAAGAGAUACCGCCACAAGCCACGACGGAGACGUUGAGUCUGGGGAGGAGCUGGGUUCUUUAAAACCAAAUGAUGCAAAGAAACACCAGAAGCAACAGCGAAAAAACAAGGAUUCGAACAGAGAUGUCGUCUCAAAAGAGGCCGAUCAGCCUGGUGGACGUCUUCAGUCUCCUAAGAAGUCAAAGAAAAAAAAUCUGCCAAAGCACCCAGAAGAUGAGAAGAUUAGAGAAGGAACAUCAAAGUGUGGAGUUGAUGUUCAGAUGUUAAGUCCCAAGCCUCCUCAUGGUCGUGAUAAAAACAUAAAGCAGCCCAGAGCUUCAAAUGCCAAUUCUCCUGCUGACAAGGGUAAGAACAAAGGAGGCAGAGGAUCAAAGAAGCAAGUGUUUGAUGCUUACAUGACCUCUGAGGAGGUUUCCCAUGGUCUUAAAAGAGGAGAACUUAUUCAGGGUCAGCUCAGAAUAAACCCCAAGAAGUACAAUGAAGCUUUCAUUCCGUCUCCUGAUGAUACACGGGAUAUAUUCUUAGAUGGAAUUGUUGCUCGCAACCGAGCACUGAAUGGAGACAUAGUAGUUGUGCAAGUACUGCCUCGGGAGCAGUGGAAGGUUGUGAGGUCAGAUACUGACUGUGAGGGUGUCAGCGAGUCAGACACACCCACUGUGCAAACAGCUGCAAAGAAGACAAAGAGCACUCCCAGUUCUGCUGUUAGUGUGGAAGAGCAGUGCAGCGACCGGGAUGAACAAAACAACAAAUAUCAGAAUAUAUCAGGAGAACGUCUGGGAGAACCAUCAACACCACGUUCCAAUGGGGAGAUACUCCAAAAGACAGCUAAAGUGGUUUACAUUGUUGAAAAGAAACACUCAAGAGCUGCCACUGGCUUCCUGAAGCACUUGCCAGACAAGCCCUUUGCCUUGUUCUCCCCUGUGGACCACCGGGUGCCACGGAUUAAUGUUCCCCUUGCUGAUUGCCCUGAAGAUUUUAGUUCCCGUCCGGGUGACUACAAGAACACCUUGUUCAUCUGUCGGAUCACAGACUGGGCAGCGGACAGCAAUUUUGCAGAGGGUCGACUAGCCAAGUCACUGGGACAGGCUGGAGAAAUUGAGCCGGAGACGGAAGGCAUCUUGAUAGAGUAUGAGGUUGAUUUUUCUGAGUUCUCAGACGAGGUGUUGGACUGUCUUCCCAAGAAUCUGCCCUGGACCAUCCCACCUGAAGAGAUGAGAAAGAGAAGAGACCUGAGGAAUGAGUGCAUCUUCACAAUUGACCCAGCAACUGCCAGAGAUCUGGAUGAUGCCCUGUCCUGUAAACAGCUGCCAGAUGGCAACUUUGAGGUGGGAGUUCACAUUGCUGAUGUGAGUUAUUUUGUGGAGGAAGGAAACUCUUUGGAUGUCAUUGCCAGCCAGAGAGCAACUAGUGUCUACCUGGUUCAGAAGGUGAUCCCCAUGUUGCCUCGGUUGCUGUGUGAGGAGUUGUGCAGCUUGAACCCUCUCGUCGACCGACUCACUUUCUCCGUUAUUUGGACGCUCACACCCGAGGGAAAGAUUUUGAAUGAGUGGUUUGGCCGCUCAAUCAUCCGCUCUUGUGUGAAGCUGAGUUACGACCAUGCUCAGAGCAUGAUCGAGGCCCCUGAGAAGAUGUUCUCUGCUGAGGAGCUGCCACCCGUGGACCCCAUGCACCCUAUUGAUGAGGUCCACCAAGCAGUGCUCAACCUUCACACUAUUGCCAAGAACCUCAGAGCGCAACGUUUCUUAGGAGGAGCGCUCAGACUCGAUCAGCUGAAGCUUUCUUUCACUCUGGACAAAGAGACAAUGAUGCCUCAAGGUUGUUAUAUUUACCAAUACAGAGACAGUAACAAGUUGGUGGAGGAGUUCAUGCUGCUUGCUAACAUUGCCACAGCCAACCACAUUUACCGCAAAUUCCCCGAGUUGGCCUUGCUCAGGCGCCACCCUCCACCCAAAGCCAAGAUGAUGGAUGAGCUGCAAGAGUUGUGUGACCAGCUGGGAAUCAAAAUCGACCUGACUUCUGCCGGAUUAUUACACAAGAGUCUCAAUACUGCUUUUGGUGAUGACGAGUACACAAGUGCCAGAAAAGAAGUCCUCACCCACAUGUGCUCCAGACCAAUGCAAAUGGCGUUGUACUUUUGUACAGGAGUCGUGAAGGAGGAGCAGAAUUUUAAGCACUACGCCCUCAACGUUCCUCUCUACACACACUUCACAUCACCCAUCAGGCGCUAUGCUGACAUCAUCGUGCACCGGCUGCUGGCUUCUUCACUAAAAUGUGGGCCUCGAAUCAGCCUGUCAACAGCGGAGGUAGAGAAACAAGCGUCACACUGUAACGACAAGAAGGCUUUGUCCAAGAAAGUCCAGGAGCUCAGCUCAGAGCUCUUCUUUGGAGUCUUUGUGAAGGAGUCUGGCCCACUGGACUCUGAGGCCAUGGUGAUGGGGGUGCUGGAUCAGUCCUUUGAUGUGCUGGUGCUCCGAUAUGGAGUUCAGAAACGCAUCUAUUGCAAGUCUAUCACUGGCUUGGACGCAUUCCGCCAUCGUAAGGUGGGGAAGAAAUCCGAGCUGACACUGCUGUGGACUGCAGAGUCCCCGGAGGAUCCGCCUGUAGAGCAGGUCAUUUCCGUCUUCACUUUAGUGGAGGUGCAGCUCAAGUCGGAUGAUGCGCCUCUGAAAUACAGCGCAGUGCUCAAGAGACCCGAAGACAGCGCAUCAUAAACGUACAAACACUUGAAUGGAAGUCAGGAACAUUUUCUUCUGUUGGUUGCUAGGAAUAACAUUUUAUAGAGUGUAACGUGGAAGCAAUAAUUCAGUCAGAUCUGAGUCCGAUUUUAAUUUCAAUCUUCUCCAGUUGUGUU